Molecule: messenger RNA, 222 nt
Organism: Fulvia fulva
Lineage: Eukaryota; Fungi; Ascomycota; Dothideomycetes; Mycosphaerellales; Mycosphaerellaceae
Exons: 1
Coding region: 1-222 (73 amino acids)
Source: RefSeq, a predicted model, not a curated record
AUGAUAGCCAAGAUACGAGAUGCUCCUACAUCUACCUUAGCUGGUCGCACAAUCCACAUCGUCGGUGUCCACGCAGAAGGCGAAGUCUGCGAUGUUAUCGUCGGAGGCGUGACAGAUCCAACACAUUGCAAAACAAUGUAUGAGAAACUCGCCCACUUGAGUGUGGCCGGUAUCGGUGGCGAACCGAGCAGAAGCAAUUCCGACAGGGUGGCCAAGUGUUGA